GUGGAGUUCAGCUUCUUUGGCAAAGACGCAGAGGAGAAGCAGGCGGUCAGCAGGCGCGUCCUUCAGCUUGUCAGCGGCGGGCUGGACACCGAGCUGAUCGCUUCUGUCGAGGAGAUUUUAGGUGCCGGCCUGAGGAUGGCGGGACCGUCCCAGUGA
Messenger RNA from Symbiodinium sp. CCMP2456, 156 nucleotides. The record is from the annotation of a GenBank genome assembly. NCBI's taxonomy places the organism in Eukaryota, Dinophyceae, Suessiales, Symbiodiniaceae.